Sardina pilchardus (European sardine) is the source of this 2583-nucleotide messenger RNA. Its product is annotated as adhesion G protein-coupled receptor A1. Gene Ontology annotation, molecular function: G protein-coupled receptor activity. Gene Ontology annotation, biological process: G protein-coupled receptor signaling pathway; cell surface receptor signaling pathway. The transcript is spliced from 7 exons. NCBI's taxonomy places the organism in Eukaryota, Metazoa, Chordata, Actinopteri, Clupeiformes, Clupeidae. The record is from RefSeq and is a predicted model, not a curated record. Bases 391 to 2583 code for a protein of 730 amino acids. Gene Ontology annotation, cellular component: glutamatergic synapse; postsynaptic density; plasma membrane.
GCUGCUGCUGCUGCUGCCGCCCCUAGCACAUCUGCGUUGCAAUCUGUUGAUAACUCCACUUGCAAGCUGCAGUUUAUUGUCUUUCGCAAUGGGAAACUCUUUCCUUGCACAGGGAAUUCGUCGAACCUCGCCGAUGAUGGGAAACGUAGGAGUGUUGCAACACCAGUUGCUUUCACCAAAUUAGAUGGCUGCAGCUUGGGGAGCGCCGUGCAGCCCGUCACCAUCGCUCUCAGGCAUUUGGCUCUGGGUGUAGACCCCACCGCUGCUUACUGGGACUUUGACCUGCUCGAUGGACACGGCGGCUGGAGAGCAGAGGGGUGCAACAUAACGGGCUCGGUGGGCAACACGACUACCAUUUACUGCACUCAUCACAAGAACUUUGCAGUUCUAAUGGAUCUGAAGAAGGCGCUGUCCCUCCCGCUGUACCCGGGGGAGUUUCUGCAUCCAGUCGUGUACGCCUGCACGGCAGUGAUGUUGCUCUGCCUCUUCGCCUCCAUCAUCACCUACAUAGUGCACCACAGCUCUAUCCGUAUUAGCCGGAAAGGAUGGCACAUGCUCCUCAACUUCUGCUUUCACACGGCACUGACCUUCGCUGUGUUCGCCGGUGGCAUCAACCGGAUCAAGUACCCCAUUAUAUGCCAGGCCGUCGGCGUGGUGUUGCACUACUCCUCUCUCUCCACCAUGCUGUGGCUCGGCGUCACGGCCAGGAACAUCUACAAGCAGGUGACCAAAAAGCCCACGCAGCCGCAGGACGGAGACGCCCCGGCGCACCAGCCCAAAUCGCCCAUGCUGAGGUUUUACCUAGUGAGUGGUGGGAUCCCUUUCAUCAUCUGUGGAAUUACUGCAGCCACUAAUAUUGAAAAUUACGGGAGUGGAGAGCUAACACCAUACUGCUGGAUGGCGUGGGAGCCCAGCCUGGGGGCCUUCUACGGGCCGGUGGCCUUCAUCGCCCUGGUGACGUGCGUCUACUUCCUGUGCACCUUCAUCCAGCUGCGCCGGCACCCCGAGCGCAAGUACGAGCUGAAGGCGUCCGGCGAGGAGCACCAGCGGCUGGCCACCGCCGACCUGCCGCCCCACUGCCACCAGCCGGGGCCCGAGCCGGGCGCGCCCUCCUCGGCGUUGGCGUCGGGCGAGGUGGGCCAACGCGUCCACUGCGCGGGCGGCUGCGGCGUCAACCCGGCGCUGCUGGCCAACGAGCACUCGUUCGGCGCCCAGCUGAGCACGGCGGCCUUCACCCUCUUCCUGUUCCUGGCCACGUGGGCCUUCGGCGCGCUAGCCGUCACCAUGGGCCACUUCCUGGACAUGAUCUUCAGCUGCCUGUACGGCGCCUUCUCCGUCACGCUGGGCCUGUUCGUGCUCAUCCACCACUGCGCCAAGCGCGACGACGUCUGGCACUGCUGGUGCUCCUGCUGCCCGGGCAGGCGAGGCGGCGGCGGGCAGCGCCACGGCGGGGGAUGCUCAGGCCACGGGCACGGGCACGCCCACGGCCCCGCGCACCACCACCACCACCAGCACCACCACCACGGCCGGCUGAAGCAGCUGAACGUCAACGGGGACUCGCUGGCGCACGGCGGCCCGCUGCUGCACUGCGGGCACCUGGACACUGCGUGCCCGGGGGUGACGGGCGCCGGCAAGGGCCUGCUGGGCGUGCGCACGCGGGCGCCCUGCAAGCUGGGCGGCCUGCCCUCGCCCAACCCGGCGGCGGCGGCGACCCACGUGGCGUGCCUGACCGCGCCCUCAGCGGUGACGGUGGGGCCUCCGUGCUGCGCCGGGCUGCACGCGCAGCAGCAGCUGCUGGCGGACGAGGACGCGGACUGCGAGGACGAGCCGACGGCGGCGCACGUGCUGCUCCACGCCGACCCCGAGGGCUACCGGCCCGCCAUCCACCUGCACCGCUGCCUGAAGGGCGGCCCGGGCAGCGUCGGCGGCGGCGGAGGGGGCAGCGUCAGGACUAAAGGCCGGCGGCUGAGUCGCCAGCGCGGCGGGAGCGAGCGCGAGUUCGCCUUCCACCUGCCCGCCGACUGCGGCGGCGGCGGCAGCGGGCACAGCUCGCGCGCCAACAGCCCGCACAGCAUGCUGGACGCCGGGCACCACCAACACCUCCACCACCACCACCUCCCCCCCGGCGGUGGGCACCACCUGUGCCACGUGGGCGCGCACGAGCACGACCUGGGCUGCGACGACCCGCACCACCACCACCACCUCCACCACCACCACCACGCGGGCGCCGGCUGCCACGAGGGGCCGCACCACAGCUGCCACGCCGCCCUGUGCCACGUGCGGCACGCCUGCUGCGCCAAGGCCGAGCUCUUCCCCGCGCUGUGCCCGCCCGAGCUGGUGGGCGACGCCGGGGCCUUCCUGUGCGGCUGCGGCAAGAUGGCGGCGGCGGCGGCGGCUGACGAGGAGCUGGGCAUGGGCGGGCACCUGGAGAUGCGGCCGCGCAGACAGUCGCUGCUGCAACAGAACCCCUCGCCCAGCCAGAACGGCAUCCUCAAAAGCAGCACGCCCGAGAACGUGCUCUACCCGCUGGACAGCACGGGGAAUAUACGCACCGGCCCCUGGAAGAACGAGACUACUGUGUAG